Ascoidea rubescens DSM 1968 is the source of this 425-nucleotide messenger RNA. RefSeq lists its product as uncharacterized. The transcript has a single exon. The record is from RefSeq and is a predicted model, not a curated record. Bases 56 to 220 code for a protein of 54 amino acids. Lineage: Eukaryota; Fungi; Ascomycota; Saccharomycetes; Ascoideales; Ascoideaceae.
ACUUGGUAGUGUAGUUUCAAUUUCAAUUGCAUGUUUAGCAAGUGGUUCAAUUACCAUGUCCAUCGCUAUUUUAAUUCUUAUUUCAUUACUUUUUAAUGAUUUUGUUUUCAUUGCGAGUAGUCAUCGCUAUUCACAAUCCUCAUUACGGUCAUUUAUUAUUCCUCAACAUCAGCAAAUACCAAGUACAUUUUAUACUAUUCGUAAAGUAUUUACUAUCUAGUAUUGGUAUUAAACAAAAAAAGAAAUCUAUACGAUUCUUUGUCUUUUUGGGUGAUAAUUUAUACCCAUUACUAUUGUGCUAUUUUGCCCUUGCAUUUAUAACCACUUGAUGAAAAUUUACAAAAUUGAAAUGUAAUUGGAAUUCAACUAAAAUGCAAGGAAAUGGUGAUUUCAUCUUUAAAUUUAUAUAAAUUAUUUUACAUGUG